AUGUCUAUUGAAAUCAAUUGGUCUUCACUACUCGAAGAUGGCGGCGACCAACUAUCUGAGUCUAUCAGGUUAUUUCUCGAUCAACGAUUUAAAGAAAUGUCUUUACCUUCUUACCUCAAGUCUAUCUCAGUCACUUCUUUUGACCUGGGCCGUGUUGCUCCAGAUAUUGUCAUACAACGUAUCAGCGAUCCAUUCCCUGAAUUUUAUGAAGAUGCUUCAGAAGAGGAAGAAGAAGAGGAAGAAGAAGAAGAAGAAGAAGAAGAAGAAGAAGAAGAACUUUUGGAAGAAUCUGAAGAAGCCAUUGGUGAUGACCGAAGGAAAGACGCACCUGAAGAUGGUACCACUUUAACAGAAGAUGAUCACGAUGAUAGUGGAAUUCUUGAAGGCGAUUUGCCAACAGAAACUGAUGCCUCUAUAAUUGGACCAGCAGGUUCAAGUCCUCAGAUUCAUCCUGUUGGAGCAGCAGCAGCAGCAGCAGCAGCAGCAGCAGGAAUACCGGCAAUUCAUACACCAAUACCAGCAACCCCCUUUGCAUCCUCUUUAUCAACCGUCGGCCCUCCAGCCUAUGAUGCAAACGGAAUUUUAUUACCUUCAGCAUCAGUCCCCACAACAUCUUUAAUUCAAUCUACUGGUUCUGAAGUUAUGCCCUCUAAUCCCGGCUCUAGUACUCCUCUCAACACUGAUGCAAUCCCACAGGGAAACAACACUCCAAUGACUCCUACACAUACACAAUAUGGUGGUGUACUACCUCCAACAUCAGGGCUUUACUCUCCAACUACCCUUCAGUAUAUUCGCGGAUUCCGCUCUCCAAUUUACUCAACUGUUAACAUGCAAUCACUUCUUUCACCCAUUGGGCCUCCUCAUAGUACCCCAGGACAAGCCUCCAGUGAUAUCACCAGCAAUAACCGAAUAUCUGAGUAUGCGGCAGCCAACCCGGCAGGUUCCGGGGGUGCAGCCUCGGACAUUCUCUCAACAAACGUUACAGCAGCAAAUACCCCGGCUUUUGGUCCGGCUCUAGGUCCACAUGGAUCAGUACCUACAUUUGCAUCAGCACCACCUACAUACCGCUCGGACUCAAGCACAACGAGUUGUAUCAAUACCCCAGGACUUCAAUUGACUUCUUCUUCUCCUGAGUCAAAUAUCCCUAAAUCACCAAUUUCUAUCCCCCCACAAGCUUCUGCAUCUUCUACAUCAUCUGCAUCCUCUUCAUCAGCAAAACGCGCAACACAUUUUUCGUCAUCUUCCACUGCUCCUUCACCAUCCUCUGCCCGUGAAAUGGAUGUUCAAUUGGAUCUUCAUAUCAUGUAUAAAGGCGAUAUUAAGGUUGGAAUUGAAACCACCCUGCUGCUCAAUUACCCCUCUCCAAAGUUUGUCUCAUUACCAUUAAAACUAACUAUGAGUGGACUAGAAAUCAAUUCACUUGCAGCUCUUGCAUACAUUGACCGUCGUAUUCAUUUUAGUUUUAUCUGUGAUGCAGAUGCAGAUGGUGAACCUGUGUCAUUGUCUGGGAAGGACCGUGUGGAAAUUAUCAAAGACAUUAAGAUCGAUUCCGAGAUUGGAGAUCGUGAAGGUAAUGGCCCUGUUCUUCGAAACGUGGGGAAAAUUGAGCGCUUUCUUCUUGAACGUCUUCGUCAUUUGGCUCGUGAUGAGCUUGCAUGGCCAGGCUGGAUUACAAUAGAGAUUUAA
Molecule: messenger RNA, 1686 nt
Organism: Magnusiomyces paraingens
Lineage: Eukaryota; Fungi; Ascomycota; Dipodascomycetes; Dipodascales; Dipodascaceae
Exons: 1
Coding region: 1-1686 (561 amino acids)
Biological process (GO): mitochondrion organization; phospholipid transport
Cellular component (GO): ERMES complex
Molecular function (GO): lipid binding
Source: RefSeq, a predicted model, not a curated record